Molecule: messenger RNA, 500 nt
Organism: Lactuca saligna
Lineage: Eukaryota; Viridiplantae; Streptophyta; Magnoliopsida; Asterales; Asteraceae
Source: the annotation of a GenBank genome assembly
AUGUCAUCAAACACAGCUGAAACUGUGAAAAGAGCCAGAGAACUGAUGGAAUUGGGAGUUUACCCUAUGAUCCUCAUGUCUCAAAUGGCUACACUUAUUAUGUACAUUAUUGUUGGAACAUAUCAAGUAAUUGAAGCUAGUGCUGACUCAUUGUUUGAUGGUAGAAGCUCCUCGGAAUCCAUACGAGACACUGGAGCAGUUGCAAGUUCUCGGGUUGCUGAAAUUGGGCUUGAUAUUCUAGCACAAACAAUCCAGGAUGAUUUAGAUAACAUAACUCAUUUUCUAAUACUAGCAAGAGAACCUAUAAUCCCAGGAAUUGACAAGCCCUAUAAGACGAGCGUUGUGUUUACAUUAGAAGAAGACCCUAGGGUCUUGUUCAAUGCUUCAGCUGUGUUUUCUCUAAGGGAGAUCAACUUAUCAAAAGUAACCUUCUCAACAACAACAUUCUACUUAAGCAGGUGAGUAAUCAAGAUUAAGGGAGACUUGUAAUCAUGUUUGGC